AUGGCGGCCGUCUACAAGAGCUUGUCGAAGAGAACCGACCAGAAGGAGGCAGCGCCGGUAGAUGGUGCUGUGAAGAGCGUCAACAAGCAGCGUGUCCUGCUGCUUUCGAGCAGAGGCGUGACACACCGACACCUGCUCAACGACUUGGCGACGCUGAUGCCCCACGGAAAGAGAGAUGUGAAAUAUGACAAGAAGGGAAACCUCAACGGACUCAAUGAGCUGGCUGAGUUGUACAACUGCAACAACAUCGUCUUCUUCGAAGCAAGAAAGCACAAGGAUCUUUACCUCUGGAUGGCAAGAAGCGGCAACGGAUGCAGUAUCAAGUUCCAUGUUCAGAACAUCCACACGAUGGAAGAACUCAAUUUCCCAGGAAACUGCCUCCGUGGUUCAAGACCGAUUUUGUCCUUUGACCAGGCGUUUGAGAAUGAUGCUCAUUUGCAGUUGAUGAAGAAAAUGUUCAUUGCUGCUUUCGGAGUGCCUCCCGGGGCGAGAAAGGCCAAGCCGUUCAUUGAUCAUGUAAUGAGCUUCUCGGUGCUGGAUGGCAAGAUCUGGGUCCGGAACUACGAGAUCCAGGAGAAGGAGGGCCAGGAAGACGAUGGAGAAAAGACUGUGACCAAGGGUGGGAAGACGAUUUCCACCUCUCUGCAAGAAAUCGGCCCCCGCUUCACCCUCACGCCUGUCGUCAUUUUGGAGGGGGCUUUUGGAGGGCCAAAAAUCUUCGAAAACAAGGAGUAUGUCAGCCCCAACCUGGUCAGGUCUGAUAUGAGAAGGAAGAAGGCGGUCCGUCACACGGCGAGGGCUGAGAAGGUUGUCGAGCGGAUGUCCAAGAAGGGUGACCUUGGUCUUCGAUCUACAGGAGGCAAGCCGGCGGCCAAUGAUGAGCUGGACACCAAGACUUUGUUCGCUUAA
Molecule: messenger RNA, 909 nt
Organism: Colletotrichum siamense
Lineage: Eukaryota; Fungi; Ascomycota; Sordariomycetes; Glomerellales; Glomerellaceae
Gene: BRX1
Product: Ribosome biogenesis protein BRX1
Exons: 10
Coding region: 1-909 (302 amino acids)
Biological process (GO): ribosomal large subunit assembly; rRNA processing
Cellular component (GO): nucleolus
Molecular function (GO): rRNA binding
Source: RefSeq, a predicted model, not a curated record